Molecule: messenger RNA, 3097 nt
Organism: Rhododendron vialii
Lineage: Eukaryota; Viridiplantae; Streptophyta; Magnoliopsida; Ericales; Ericaceae
Exons: 9
Coding region: 77-2866 (929 amino acids)
Source: RefSeq, a predicted model, not a curated record
AUGACUAAACAACAGAACAUGGUGUUUUAAAAUCUUGUGGACUUCAACUAAUGGAUCCCCAUCUUUUUUCUCCUGGAUGGAACAAAAAAUGGACGUCUCAGGCUUCAAAGAAUCCUCUGCUGAAAUGGAAAUGAAUUACAACAGGGAAGAAGAGCUAAAGGCUUUUGAUGAUUCAAAAGCUGGUGUAAAAGGGCUGAUUGAUGCUGGUGUGGCAAAAGUGCCAAAAAUAUUUUUUAGACCACUGGAUGAGCUUGCUGAGGAGUUCAACAGUUACAAGGCCAAUGUACAGGUUCCUGUUAUUGAUCUCAGUUCAAUUGGUGGAAGUGAUGGGCGUGAAAAAGUUGCAAAUGAAGUCCGGAUAGCAUCAAAGGACUGGGGAUUUUUUCAAGUUGUCAACCACGGGAUCCCCUUGAACGUGCUGGAGGAAAUGAUUCAUGGAGUACGUAUGUUUCACGAACAAGAUCCCGAGUUGAAGAAAUCAUGGUAUACACGUGAUCCAACAAAAAGAGUGAGAUAUGGGAGUAAUUUAGAUUUGUAUGCGUCGAAAUCUGCAAAUUGGAGGGACACCCUAAACAUCUCUAUGCUUGUUUCAGAUAAACUUGACCCUGAUGAAAUUCCCAUUGCCUGCAGAGCUGCGACAAUUAAGUAUAUGAAGUAUGUUACUGACCUUGGGACUACUCUAUUCGAGUUGUUGUCAGAGGCUUUAGGACUCAAACAUGGCCACUUAAACAUCCUGGAAUGUGGUAAAGGCCGCACCCUUGUUUGCAACUACUAUCCAGCAUGCCCUGAGCCAGAGCUAACUUUGGGAAUUAGCAAGCACUCAGAUCCUGUAUUCCUCACUGUACUGCUGCAAGAUCAACUUGGAGGUCUCCAAGUCAUGUUUAAUAAUCAGUGGGUUAAUGUUCAACCAAAUUCCGGAGGUUUGGUAGUUAACAUUGGGGAUCUUCUCCAGAUAAUAUCGAAUGACAAGUUCAAGAGUGUUGCUCAUAGAGUGUUGGCCAACCUUGCUGGACCAAGAAUAUCUGUGGCAUGCUUUUUCAAUGGUGUUGUUGUACCUCCAAAGUUAUACGGCCCUAUAAAAGAACUGUUAUCAGAAGAAAGUCCUCCCAUAUUCAAGGAUUUUGUAGUGAGUGAUUAUAGGGAAAAGUUCUUUUCCAAGGCUUUCGACAACUCUGGCCCCGACGAUUUCAAGCUAUGUACAUCAUCAUAUAUAUUUUUCUCUCUGUGCGAGUUUGUGGAAGUUUUCUGUAUAUAUAUAUUUGUGUCUGAAUACAAUGAGAACCGGAGUUACAAAGUUUUUCGUUCCUGGGUUUUGGUUUUCCAUUUUUUCCCUCAAGAUGUGUUCCCAACCUUCAACAAGAUUCACUCUGUGUGGGUCCACCAUAAGGCGUAUUCUGUUUGGUCACUGACUCAAACCAUUUGGGAUGCGGCUGCCAUAAGCCCAAAAGAAGGCGGUCACUUUUGCGCGCUCUUUGGUACUCUCAUUUCAGCCAGUAAAGAGCUAAGAGAAUUUGCAGGGAGAGUUGUUGUCUUUUCGUUGUUUAUAGGAGGGAAACCAGGGGAGAAAAUCCAAAGAGCAUUGAAUGCUCUUUUCAUGCGUGAGAGAGAAUCAAGAUUUGCAUGCGGCAAAUCUUCUGCAAUCCCAGAAAAUCCAGCAACCCCAGCCAUUAAUGCUGCCAAGACUUUCACAGGGGGUCAACAAUGGCUGCCAAAGCCAUUCACUCUUGGCAUCUUCUUCUCUUGGAUGGAACAAAAAAUGGACAUCUCAGGCUUCGAAGAAUCCUCAACUGAAACGGCUGUGAAUUACAGCAGGGAAGAGGAGCUAAAGGCCUUUGAUGAUUCAAGAGCAGGAGUGAAAGGGCUAAUAGAUGCUGGGGUGGCAAAAGUCCCAAAAAUAUUUGUUCGCCCACCGGAUGAGCUUGCUGAGGAGUUUGACAGGUACAAGAACAAUUUACAGGUACCGGUUAUAGAUCUCAGCGCUAUUGAGGGCUGCGAUAGUCGCGAAAAAGUGGUGGAUGAAAUCCGGAUGGCAUCAGAGGAGUGGGGAUUUUUUCAAGUGGUCAACCCUGGGAUCUCCUUGAACGUGAUGAAUGAGAUGAUUGAUGGAGUACGCAGGUUUCACGAACAAGAUCCCGAGGUAAAGAAAUCAUUGUAUACGCGUGAUCGGAUGAACAGAGUGAGAUUUGAGAGUAAUUAUGAUUUGUACGAGUCAAAAGCCGCGAAUUGGAGGGACACCUUGAACAUCUCUAUGCUUGUCUCGGAUCAACUUGACCCUGAUGAAAUUCCCACAGCAUGCAGAGCUGCAGCACUUGAGUAUAUAGAGCAUAUUACCAACCUCGGGCGUACUCUAUUCGAGUUGUUAUCAGAGGCUCUUGGCCUCAAAGAUGACCACUUCAACGGCCUCGAAUGUGGUAGAGGUCGCACCUUUGUUUGCCACUAUUAUCCAGCAUGCCCGGAACCAAAGCUAACUUUGGGAGCUAGCAAGCACACAGAUCCAGCAUUCCUAACUGUACUGCUGCAAGACCAACUCGGAGGUCUCCAAGUCAUGUACAAAAACCAAUGGGUUGAUGUUCAGCCAAUUUCCGGGGCUCUGGUAGUUAACAUUGGGGAUCUUCUCCAGAUCAUGUCAAACAACAAGUUCAAGAGUGUCGAUCACAGAGUCGUGGCUAACCUUGUUGGACCAAGAAUUUCUGUGGCGUGCUUUUUCACUGGUGUUUUUGUGCCUCCAAAGUUGUACGGCCCUAUCAAAGAGCUGAUAUCAGAUGAAAAUCCUUCGGUAUACAAGGAUUUUCUAGUGAGUGAUUAUAUUGAAAAGUUCUUUUCGAGGGCACUUGACAAGUCUGGCCUCGACUAUUUCAAGCUUUAAAGGUAAUAGGAACUUAGGGGAUGCAUUCUCCAAAACUAUAUCCUCAAGAAGUGAACAAAUAAAAGUUCCUGCGUGGAGCUGUAUUGUGUUUUCGCGAAAACUUUUCCCCUUUCGUAUGAGUAAGUUAAAACAUUGAUGUUAAUUAGUUCAAACUUUUCCCUUCAAUGUGUUUUCUGGUCGUUUAGUAAAUGAAUUAGGCUCGGCUCGUUAUGGGCUUAGCUUGUUUACAGU